UUAAAGGAGCCAUUCUUAAUAGCAGUUCAGAAUGAUCGUUUAAGGACUAUGCCAGCCAGCUUCUUACCUCCUUCAGCUGUGAAUAAGAAAGGUGUUCUUCUUUUAGGAGAUGCAUAUAAUAUAAGGCACCCUCUGACUGGUGGAGGGAUGAGUGUUAUUUUAAAUGAUAUUAAAAUAUGGAGAAGUUUGCUCCAGGAUAUUCCAGACCUUUAUGAAGAUUCUGAUGUUCUUAAGGCGAAAAGAACAUUUUACUGGUCAAGGAAAAAAUCUCAUUCUUUUGUAGUGAAUGUUCUUGCCCAGGCACUUUAUGAACUCUUUGCUGCCACAGAUGAUUCCUUGCAUCAGCUAAAGAAAGCCUGUUUCCAUUACUUCAGACUUGGAGGAGAAUGUGUCUCAGGCCCUGUUGGAUUGCUCUCUGUGUUAUCUCCUAAACCAAUGGUACUGAUUGGCCACUUCUUCGCUGUGGCAUUGUAUGCUGUUUAUUUCUGCUUUAAGUCAGAGUCCUGGAUCACCAUUCCUCGAGCAGUUUUCAGUAGUGGAGCUAUUCUUUACCGGAGCUGCUCUAUAAUAUUUCCACUUAUUUACUCUGAAAUGAAGUAUUUAGUCUAUUAAAAUCCAGGGGAAAAUGACUGGAGGAAGAAAACAUGAAAAUCACAAUGCCUUCAAAAUCUUUGGACAUGUACUAUUUAAUAUUGUAUUAUGUUUCCUUCUCUUCAAAAUGCAAUUUCCUUGAUAAGGAUUUAAGGUUUUGUGGUUAUAUACAUAUAUAUUAUAUGUAAAUAUUCUUUUCUUUGCAAUUGAAGUUCAAAAAGGAGUUAGCUGUUUACAAGGACCAUAAUUAAGUGUUGACAUGUGGUAGAUAAUUGCCAGUUUUGUCAGAAUUUCCUUCCUUGCUUUAUCCAUUGCUGAGUGCACCACUAAUACUAAUAAACUGAGAAGUGAAAAUUGUAAACCAC
This is a messenger RNA of Acanthisitta chloris (rifleman), 956 nucleotides long. RefSeq names its product squalene monooxygenase-like. Bases 49 to 612 code for a protein of 187 amino acids. The transcript is spliced from 5 exons. Gene Ontology annotation, molecular function: squalene monooxygenase activity; flavin adenine dinucleotide binding. NCBI's taxonomy places the organism in Eukaryota, Metazoa, Chordata, Aves, Passeriformes, Acanthisittidae. Gene Ontology annotation, biological process: cholesterol metabolic process; sterol biosynthetic process. The record is from RefSeq and is a predicted model, not a curated record. Gene Ontology annotation, cellular component: membrane; endoplasmic reticulum.